This is a messenger RNA of Mya arenaria, 2691 nucleotides long. Its product is annotated as cholecystokinin receptor type A-like. The record is from RefSeq and is a predicted model, not a curated record. Bases 754 to 2103 code for a protein of 449 amino acids. Gene Ontology annotation, biological process: neuropeptide signaling pathway. Gene Ontology annotation, molecular function: neuropeptide receptor activity; gastrin receptor activity. The transcript is spliced from 3 exons. Lineage: Eukaryota; Metazoa; Mollusca; Bivalvia; Myida; Myidae. Gene Ontology annotation, cellular component: membrane.
CCCAAUAGCGGCCGGCUCGCUAUUCGCUGUGAUCGCAGAAGUUAUUCGGAUACAUCAAUUCGCUCGGAUAGCGUCGGAUAAAUACUGCAAACGGACGUUUUACAAAUAGUUUGCCGGAAGCGACGGAACUUAUUUAGCGAAAUGUCCAAGUAAAUAUCUCGUUUGGUUGAUGUAAUUAAAAGUUGUGGGGACGAAGAAAUGAUGUUCUGAUAAUGUACUAUUUCUAUCGGAGAAUGUCGGUGUUUUGUACAGGGCAUUGUUGACCGGUUGUUUAACUUUAAGUGAACGCUAAAUAUUGAAUAUAUAAAUUGGCGUGCUAUAACAAACACUUUUGUUCUUCUCGCCAGAAGCAGUUGUGGGCUAUUGUGAUAUUAAGCUGAAAUGAGAAAUUUGUAUUAACGAUAUAUUAAUCCAACCAUAAAGCCAAUACAGUCAAUUAAUGAACUGGAGUUAAUAUCUUUAGCGCAAAUGUAAAUAUUUCUUUUCUGUUAAGGUUAAUUUUAUUUGCAAAAUGUGGACUUGUUAUUAUAUGAACAAAUCGAAGCUAGAUGAAUAAAAUUAGUAUGUGGUUGAUGUUCUUUCAUUUCUAUCGUUUAACUGACUUUAUCGGAGGAUUUUUGUAAAAAAGUGACAAUUAAAACAAUCAUUGAACGAUGUAAAUGGGGAGUGAUAAUACUAGCAGAGCUUAAAAUGAAUACGUUGUUUGGUUAAGUUUAUAAACACGGAUUUUACAAUAGAACUUAAGCAAAAAAGAUGCAAAACUCUACAAUAGACUACGAUAAAGGCGCGCAUGCACCGUAUAAAAUUGGCGGCAUGGCUGACAUCCUUGUUAACUCCACUGCUAAUCCUGUCAACAGUUCAAAUGACACAUGGGACACUACGACCACUCCGUUUCCGAUGUUUCGCUCCCCGCCCCUCCAACUGAGCGAGAUAAUCACACUUCCGUUCUACGCAUUAAUCUUCAUUUUGUCAGUGUCGGGCAAUUUGCUGGUGAUUAUAACAUUGAUUCAGAACAAAAGGAUGCGGACGGUGACUAACGUGUUCUUGUUGAACCUGUCUGUGAGCGACCUGCUGCUUGCUGUCUUCUGUAUGCCUUUUACCAUCGUACCCAUAAUGCUGAAGAACUUCAUCUUCGGCGAGAUCAUGUGUAUUAUGAUCAGAUAUCUACAAGCCGUGUCCGUGAGUGUGAGCUGUUUCACAUUGGUAGCCAUAUCUUUGGAGCGCUACUUCGCCAUCUGCCGCCCGCUACACUCACGAAGUUGGCAGACGCUGAAACACUCUUACAAGACCAUUGUCGUCUGCUGGUUUGUAGCGUUUAUUGUGAGCAUUCCGAUUGCCGUAUUCACACGUCAUUUGGAACGGCCCUCUGGCCAAACGAUAUGCCGGGAGUUUUGGAAUGACCCCGGAUGGCAGAAGGCCUACACUAUUUUCCUGGACCUGGUGCUUCUCGUCAUCCCAAUCAUAAUUAUGUCGAUCUCCUACGGCCAAAUUGCUAACACUCUCUGGAGUGGCUUGAAAAUGGAUAAGCGGGAAAUGGAAGAUCAGAAUGGCCAUGGCCAAAUAUUCAAAACCGAGACUCAAAUAAGCACUUCGAAGGAUGGCUUUGGGAGAAGUAUUAAUUCUAGUGAGAAUGAAAAUACAAACAAAUCUAGAAAAUCAGCGACUAAAAUGAGGUUCAACGCUAGAGGAGUACGUCAAACGAAUAACGAAAAAAGCAGAGCUGCUAAAAAAAGAGUCAUUAAAAUGCUGUUUGCUGUAGUGUUAGAAUUUUUCAUAUGCUGGGCGCCAUUGUAUCUUGUCCAGACCUGGAUUACAAUGGACAUAGAACACGCGACCUUACACAUAUCAAAUCUAAGCCACACUUUAAUUUUUCUUCUAUCCUAUAUAUCAUCGUGCUGUAAUCCAAUAACAUACUGUUUCAUGAACAAGAACUUUCGGAAUGGGUUUAAGGCCGCAUUUAGAUGCACUCGGUGUUCAGACGGAGUCAGGGCCAGACAUGAAAUGCCCUCCUACUACCACUACAGCUCUGCCAGAACUGGAGUCAGCCACGUGUCUACUGGGUAUGAGAAGGUGAACGGGAAGGAGGAAUCAGAUGAACUGUGACCUAUUGUUGAAACCAUGCCCCAAUAUCACAAGGACACUUAAGUCAAUUCUCAAUCUUAAUUACAAUCUCAACUCUUUUUACCAUAGAACCGCAAAGCAUGACUCAUUUGAUUAUGUAUUUCUGUUUUUAAAUGGACAUUUUCUCAAUGAUUAUCUAAAUUCAAGUAUUGUCUCAAUAUUCUGAAGAUAAGCAGUUCUAGAGCAAAAAUUGAACAUGUUUAUCAGCAUUAUUCACAUUUAAUAACAGUAAAGACAUCAGAAGUUUUGAAUAAUGUCAUGCUGUUAUAUGGACAAAUUAGUUGAUAUUGAGAUUUGACCUUAGUAUUUUCGUGAUAUUUGGGCCAUAUCCAAAAGAUACUGGCUUUGCUGUACCCCAUAGCCGUCCUGACCUGAAUAAUAAUGUAAAGACAAAACAUGUUACUUCUUAUCGUAGUUGCAUAAAUACUUUAAGUGUGUUGAAUAAGAACCAGAGUGACUUGUUAUGUAUUGUUGCAAUUGCGUCCUAAAAGAAACCUUGUUUAUGCCUCGUUUAGGUCUUCGUAUUUAUUACUCACUAUUGUUGUUGACAAUUAAACUUUGAAUUGGAUA